Messenger RNA from Microthlaspi erraticum, 519 nucleotides. The record is from the annotation of a GenBank genome assembly. Lineage: Eukaryota; Viridiplantae; Streptophyta; Magnoliopsida; Brassicales; Brassicaceae.
AUGGCGCGGAGGUCUGCAAAUUGCGUGAGAUGUGUGGUGAUAUUGUCUGUGGUAUCGGCUUUGGUCGUGUGUGGACCUGCUUUUUAUUGGAAAUUUCAAAAUGCUUCCGUUGGAUCUGCUCGUAGUAACUCCAUUUGUCCUCCAUGCGUCUGCGAUUGUCCUCCUCCUUUGUCUCUCCUUCAAAUCUCUCCCGGGCUUGCAAACCUCUCUGUUACAGAUUGUGGAAGUGGUGAUCCAGAGCUCAAACAAGAGAUGGAGAAGCCGUUUGUGGACCUUCUCACAGAAGAGCUGAAGCUGCAAGAAGCAGUUUCAGAAGAGCAUAGUCGUCACAUGAACGUUACACUCGCCGAAGCGAAAAGAGUGGCUUCUCAAUACCAAAAGGAAGCAGAGAAGUGUAACGCCGCCACAGAGAUUUGCGAGUCAGCUAGAGAGAGAGCUCAAGCAUUGUUGAUCAAAGAGAGAAAGAUCACUUCUUUGUGGGAGCAGAGGGCUCGGCGAUUAGGUUGGGAUGGUGAGUGA